Chilo suppressalis (striped riceborer) is the source of this 2899-nucleotide messenger RNA. The record is from the annotation of a GenBank genome assembly. Lineage: Eukaryota; Metazoa; Arthropoda; Insecta; Lepidoptera; Crambidae.
UGGAAAAUAACGACGUCCUUUUGCUUGGAAAUCAAAUGUAUGCGCCAUGACGCGCCGGUGAAAAUUUUUAAGAGAUUGACGUAAUUUUUGUACAUUAGUUGACAAAAGAUUUCACAAUGGCCGAUCAAGUAGAUUCAAUGUCAGAUGCGGAGCUUCGGACUAAAUUGGCCGAGCAUGGAUUCCCUGUUAUGCCCAUAACAGCUUCCACGAGGAACCUUCUGGUUAAAAAACUUAAGCUCGUGCUUGAUAAUAAAAGCAAACCUAGGAAUAGUGUUGACAGUAAGUUCGAGAAUAGGCGGUCACUAGCUCGGUAUUCGAGCGGCGAGGAAUCUGACUUGGACACAACAAACAAUGUCAAAGAAAAACGCGGGCGUCGUGCCACCACGGGUGGUGCGAUGUUACCGCCUGUUAAUAAAGCUAAACGCCAACCUGUGAAGAAAGGAUCACCAGUAAAACAGGACUCUGAUAAGGGGUCAGAGUCUGAAGAGGAAAAGUCGCCUGUUCGCACUCACGAGGAAGUUGAAACUGUGACAACGCGCCGCGUUACUCGCACGUACGCUGCCAAUGAACAAGAUGACUAUGAAACAGGGUCUGACAGUGAUGUAGACUCUGGUAAAAAGACUUCGACUCCAUUCCGAAGCAACUCGCGUUCUAGUGAUUAUAUUUCGAGCACUCUCCCUACAGUAGAUGCAGCCACUAGCCCAAAAGUAUCUUUAUUCUCCCGUCCAUCGAUAUCACCAGGAUUUUCUUCCUCUCUGACUUCCUCAGAUCAUUUGAAUUCGAUCCGAUCAAGACUUGGAUUGACAUCAACGUUAGGUGACAAGCCAUCAGUUAGUACGUACACCUCAAGUUUUCCAUCUAGUUCUUAUCAACCACCUACAGAUGAAGUUGAAUCACCAUACCUCAGCAACUUCACAAGGCGUUUGUCUGCAUUAAAAAAUGAACAUAAACCUGCACCAUCUUACAUUGACCGUGAAACAAACAAUGGUAACACAAUACUCUCUCGCAGAUCGUAUAUAACAGGGAUUGCUAGGUCUGAUGUGGUUGAUUACAAAACAGCCAAUGAUAGGAAAUUUUUAAAGAACAAUCUUGUAUCCUUAGCUCUCGUUGUGUUGGUUGCACUUUUUUUUUUUUGCUUAUUUUUCAUGUAUAUAGUUAAGAAAAAUGAUAUCACAUCAGUGGUGGAUGAUCAGAAUAGUGUUAUACCAAUUUGUCAAUUAAAUAUACCAAAUAACAGGCCAGGUAUUAACUGUGUGCCAAAAGAGCAAGUAAGUUAUGCUAAAGAUCUGCUGAAAGUAAUACACCCUGAGUUGACUUCUCGUGCUGCUGCACACAAGUGUGGGAAUGCUGGGGCCUUGCCAUAUUUAACUGAGCGAGAAAUUAUUGAUAUUGCAAGUGCUAGGGCAAGUUCAAUUGAUAUUAGUCAGUGUAGGACUGACCUCAAUAAUUUGCAAGUUUUAAUAGUCAAUAAUCCACGAUGGGGUCUCAGUGUUGUUCAGUUAAAGAAUAUUUACACCAAGGAUGUUGAAUAUACCCAUAUUACAUCUACAGAUGUUGUAUUUCAGCAACGAAACAAAGGAAGUGUAGCUUUGACACUUACAGACCCAUCUACACCUCUUACAUGCUUUUUGAUGAACACUUUGUACUCUGCUGGCUCCACACUUAUUUUGGUUGGGCUACUAUCUGUACUUUUAGUUGGUUUACAGAGGUUUUACGCAUACUACAUAAGAUACCAGAAAAGAAAAAGUGAAGAGAUCUAUUCUAUGGUAGAGCAGAUAAUCGAAGUGAUAUCCCAAGAGACUGAAGAUAGUGGAGAACCAUACAUAUCUGUGGACCAUGUCCGUGACACCCUUAUUUCCCCACAAAACAGAGAAAAAAUGGCCUCAGUAUGGGAUGCAGCUGUAAAAUUCAUUCAAAGAAAUGAGAGUAGAGUGAGAAUGGAAGUACAGUCUGUAGAUGGUGAGGAUUGCAGAGUUUGGCGAUGGAUUUCUGCUCACAGUAGCCCUAAGCGCAGUGCUGCAUGGCAGGGCCAGGCUUUUGAAACUCAAGAAGGUUCUGUUAACAAUUUGACUGUAUCCCCUACACCUUGCCUGAAAAUUCGCCACAUGUUUGACAAGAACGAUGCUAAUCCGAAUUUGAGGACUGUCAUUCAAGAUGCCAUUUUAGAGAAGUGUGGGGAGCGAUGUAAUAUUCUACAUAUCGAUAUAGAGAGAAUGUCUUGCUGUGUGUAUGUGAAAUGUGCGACGCCGGCGGACGCUGGGGUUGUGUAUCGCAGUUUGCAUGGUUGGUGGUAUGAGGGCAAUCUCAUAACUGUCAAGUAUUUGCACCUGGAACGCUACAUGCAACGGUUCCCAAACUCACCAUCGGCAGGUCCGUAUUUGAAGCCUUCACGUCAACGGCGCAGUAACUGGGAAGAGUGAGUGAGUGAGUGAGUCAUUCAUAAUAGGUUCUGAUUUCUAUGAUUUCAUUUAUAACAGUGACAUUUGAUGAUUACGAACUAUCAAUAGAAUUCAUGUAUUUGAUGUAUGUACAAAUAAAACUUGCUUGCAGAUUAUUUAUUACAAAAAUAACCUCUUUAACUGUGUGCACAUUAAUUGACUUCAUUGAUUUGUAAUAUUUAUUGAGUAGACCGAAAUAAUCAUAAAAGUAGUUAAUAGUAAAAAUAUCAUUGUAUGUGAAUUGAAUUGAUCUAAUUAAAUUAACACUUCAUAAUAAGCUAUAGCAUAAUGUAAUCCACACAGUGAUGUUCGGUUUUGUCUCCAGGUGUAUUUUAUAUAAUUUUAGUUUUAAGUGGUUUAGUCAUUUGACAUGGUUAUCUUCAUAGAAAUCCAACCUGUAUUUUAAGAACUCUACAGCAGCAUUUUUAUUUUAAUGAAUAGAUAGAUUUUUUGACUAAGGA